Messenger RNA from Fusarium vanettenii 77-13-4, 984 nucleotides. RefSeq lists its product as uncharacterized. The transcript has a single exon. Lineage: Eukaryota; Fungi; Ascomycota; Sordariomycetes; Hypocreales; Nectriaceae. The record is from RefSeq and is a predicted model, not a curated record. Gene Ontology annotation, molecular function: hydrolase activity. Bases 1 to 984 code for a protein of 327 amino acids.
AUGUCUCCUCUCAUCAAGACAAGAUUUCUCAUACUAUCCGAUACCCACGGGUUACAGUUUCAAGAAGACAGAAAACCUCAUAUAUCAGCCGAUGUAGUUAUUCACUGUGGCGACAUCACAUGCGAUUCCAAGCUACAUGACUUCAAGCAAGCGAUUGACCUACUCAAGGAAAUCGACGCACCACUCAAGAUUGUCAUUGCUGGAAACCAUGACUUUUCGCUUGAUGAUUUAGCCUUCAAGGAGAAGAUUACUGAGGCAAGCAGACUGGCACAAGAGGAUCUCGAAGAGAGCAUCAAGAUUGAGUACGGUGACUACGGAGACGCCAGACGGCUAUUCGAUGGACAUGAGGACAUUGUAUUUCUGGAAGAGGGAUCUCACCAGUUUCCACUCGACAAUGGCGCCCUAUUGAGGGUGUAUGCAAGCCCAUAUACACCGACUACUGGCAACAGUAGCGACUGGGGCUUCCAGUAUAGCGGAGCUCACGAGUUUGCCAUCGAAAAGGGAACCGAUAUCGUUGUAACACACGGUCCACCUCACGGAAUCAUGGACAUGACAACAGAAAGGCAGCGAAUCGGAUGCCCUCAACUGUUUGGUGCCGUUGCCAGAGCUCAACCUAAGCUUCACUGUUUUGGGCAUGUACACGACAGCUGGGGUGCAAAGUUGGUGGCCUGGAGACCGACAAUAUCUGACCAGCCUUCACAUUUCAGCGAUAUCGACAACGGGAAGUCUGUGGUGAUUGAGAGCCUAUCUCGGCUCAAGGGAUCCAAGUUCGAGUCGGCAGAGGACAGAGAGGCUCGAGAAGACGCGGUGGAACGGUACAAGUCGCAAUGGUACUGUCAUACAAGUCACUGUGGCGGAGAUAAUAGGCCUCUGGGUCUAGGGGAGACCUUAUUUGUCAACGCUGCAGUUAUGGGUGAUGGUGAGCUCAGUCAAUACCCGUGGCUGGUCGAUAUUGAACUGGAGCCCUACCGAGGCAAGAACUGA